Kwoniella botswanensis is the source of this 1380-nucleotide messenger RNA. RefSeq lists its product as uncharacterized. Gene Ontology annotation, molecular function: mRNA binding. Gene Ontology annotation, cellular component: nucleus. The record is from RefSeq and is a predicted model, not a curated record. The transcript is spliced from 4 exons. The coding region runs from base 1 to 1380 and encodes 459 amino acids. NCBI's taxonomy places the organism in Eukaryota, Fungi, Basidiomycota, Tremellomycetes, Tremellales, Cryptococcaceae.
AUGGAAUACGUUGGCCAACCUCAACCAGCCUCCAACCCUACCGGGGUACCUCCCGUCCCAGGUCAAGUCCAACAACCCUACGGUCUCACACCAGGACAACCCGCAGAAGCACCCAAAAAACCUCAUCUAUACGUUGGCAACCUCUCAGCAAGGGUAACAGAUUACAUUCUCACCGAAAUCUUCGCCGUGGCAGGUCCAGUAGUUCAAGCUAAAAUCAUUCAAGAUAGAAAUUUCCAACAUGGUGGAAUGAAUUAUGGUUUUGUUGAAUAUGCAGAUAUGAGAUCGGCCGAACAAGCUCUUCAAACUUUGAAUGGUAGAAAGAUCUUCGAUGCUGAAGUAAGAGUCAAUUGGGCUCAUCAAGGAAAUCAAAACAAGGAAGAUACUCAACAUCAUUAUCAUGUUUUCGUCGGAGACUUGUCUCCGGAAGUUAAUGAUGAUGUUCUAGGUAAAGCUUUUGGUGCCUUUGGAAGUAUGUCAGAAGCCAGGGUCAUGUGGGAUAUGAACUCUGGUAAAUCUAGAGGAUACGGUUUCCUAUCGUUCAGAGAAAAAGCCGAUGCUGAACAAGCUAUUGCGACUAUGAAUGGCGAAUGGCUAGGAUCCCGAGCUAUCCGAGUCAACUGGGCCAACCAAAAGACUCAGACUGGAACUGCUACCAACCGAGGACCAGGAGGUAUGGGUUCUAAUGGAGGUAUGGGCGGAUACGGAGGUGGAAUGGGAGGUGGUUCACCAGCACCUUCAAAUUUCGGUUCUACAGCUCUCCAAUAUGAUUCAGUUGCCCAACAAACUCCGGAAUACAAUACCACCGUAUACGUCGGAAACCUUAUCCCUUACACUACUCAAGCGGAUUUGAUCCCUCUGUUCCAAGGUUAUGGGUAUAUUGUGGAGAUUAGGAUGCAAGCCGAUAGAGGAUUCGCAUUUGUCAAACUUGAUACCCACCAAAAUGCCGCUUUGGCCAUUACCCACCUCCAAAAUCAAUUGGUACAUGGUAGACCGAUCAAGUGCUCUUGGGGUAAGGAUAAAGGUGCGGAUGGGGCGCAAGGUGGUCAAGGUGGUCAUCAACCUUAUCCCAUGCAACACCAACAAAUGGGUUACCCUAACCAAUACAACUACUACGGAGGGUACAACUACGGACAAACGGGUGUCCCAGGUCAACCAGGUCAACCCGGUGGACAUCAUACCCCCCAACAUGCCCAUGGCCACGGUCAAGUAGGUCAAACGGGAGUACCUGGUGUACCGGGUCAAGAAGGUGCUCAACAACCUGCUGCCGCUCAAGGUCAAUGGGAUCCUGCGGCUGCCGCGGCAUAUUACCAAACUGGUGGAUGGGGCAAUUACUACUCUCAAGGUCAAGAUGGUGCUCAGAACCAAACUCAAACUCAUUAG